Adelges cooleyi (spruce gall adelgid) is the source of this 2607-nucleotide messenger RNA. Its product is annotated as protein Wnt-5b-like. The transcript is spliced from 7 exons. Gene Ontology annotation, molecular function: frizzled binding; cytokine activity. Bases 579 to 1757 code for a protein of 392 amino acids. The record is from RefSeq and is a predicted model, not a curated record. Lineage: Eukaryota; Metazoa; Arthropoda; Insecta; Hemiptera; Adelgidae. Gene Ontology annotation, biological process: cell fate commitment; multicellular organism development; canonical Wnt signaling pathway. Gene Ontology annotation, cellular component: extracellular region.
GCCUCCUCACGGACCAUAUAGUGAACGCUUGUACGGCGGCGCGCCGGUUUUGUUGUGUCGGUUUUUUUUUUUAAUAAUUUUUGUGCGGUUUUAUCGCUCUUGUCGGACGGUUCUGUUGUAUUUGUUUAUAUAUUUAAAUAUAUUGAAAUAUAUAUAUAUAUUAAAAAAAAAAUAUAUGUAUACACGUGAUUAAAUGUUUAUAAAAUAAAUAAAUAUGUAUAUAUUUAUUCGUAUAUAUAAUAUAUAAUAUAUUUGUUAAAAAAAAACCCAAGUGAUAGACAUCGUUGUUCGUUUUUUCGGUUUGGUUUUUAAAAAACGGAUCGCGAUUAUUUUGUUCGAAAUUUUCAUAAAAAAAAAGGAACAAUAAUAAUAAUAUUAUUAUAUCGAACCAUGUACCGCGUCAUGAUGGAAAGCUCGCCGGGCUGUAAUACCGGUGUGAUUUAAUCCAAUACACGGUCCUGUCGGUUAGAUAUACAUAAUAUUAUAUUAUAUUAUUAUGCUAGGUCGUUUCAUUUAGACGUUAAUAGUGUGCGUGUGUGUGUGUUUAAUUGGUGGUCGUCAGACGAUUAACAAAGGAAAUGAACGUGUUUGGUUGUUGUUGUCGUUGGAAAACGGUUUUGAUUUUGCUGUUGGUGAUCGACGGCGUUACGCGGGCUUACGCUGGACAUGCUUCCAGUUUAAAGUCGCAUUUCAAAGAGCCGCCGUACCCACAACAGGUGCCGUGGACACCGCCGGAAUUGGGUGGCACCGGUUUAAUAGACCCUUCGGCGUCGCCUUCUCCACCGCCUCUACCCACCGAACCGCCGCCCAAGUGCUCGGAAAUCACCGGUCUGUCGUCCGGUCAGGCCAAGCUAUGCCUGCUCUACGAGGAACACCUGGCGUCCAUCCGGCACGGUGUCCAGGCGGGACUCGGCGAGUGCCGGUCACAGUUCCUGCACCGCCGGUGGAACUGUUCCAUGACCGCCGAGAACACGGGCGCUUUCCUAGGCCCCGAGCUGCAAACAAGUAGCCGUGAGGCGGCGUUCGUUCAGGCGAUCAAAGCGGCCGGCGUAGCGCAUGCUAUGGCACGUGCCUGCAGAGAUGGUCGGCUGAACACAUGCAGCUGCUCGAGGUCCGGGAGACCGAAAGACCUGAGGAGGGAUUGGGUUUGGGGAGGCUGUGGAGAUAACAUGGAAUACGGAUACAAAUUCACCAAAGUAUUUUUGGACGUCAAAGAAAAGGAGAAGAGAUGGAAAAAAGGAACACCGGAACAAGGCCGGAGUCUAAUGAAUCUGCACAACAACGAGGCUGGCAGACGGGCCGUACUCAAAAAAUCUAGAGUCACGUGCAAGUGCCACGGCGUUUCCGGUUCGUGCAGUUUGAUCACCUGUUGGCAGCAAUUGCCGACAAUUCGCGAGCUGGGGGAUUACCUGAAGGAGAAGUACGAAGGAGCCAUCGAAGUGAGGGCCACCAGACGGGGAAGGUUGCAGAUCAGAGACCCCAGGUUCAGUCUGCCGACGGCCAGCGAUCUGGUGUACAUCGACGAUUCUCCCAACUACUGCAUAAGAAACAUCACAGCCGGUUCAAUAGGUACCCAAGGCCGCGAAUGCAACCGCACUUCGCACGGGAUGGACGGAUGCAGUCUGUUGUGUUGCGGCAGGGGAUACAACACCCAAAGGCAGGUGACGAAGGAGAGGUGCGAAUGCAAAUUCCACUGGUGUUGUUACGUGCAGUGCAAGACUUGUGUGCGCAACGCCGAAGUGCACACGUGCAAGUAGAACGCGGGACGGGAUUUUUUUUCCAUAACACUAUAGCUAUACCGAACGAAAAGAAAAGAAAAAUGAAAAACAUCACAAGACGAAAAUAUUGAUUUUUAUUUUUUGAACAGCAUCAUCGAACGCGCGUUAGAUCUCAAAACGAAAACUUUCGACUUUCUCGAAAUCGUCCCACCCCCUCCCCCCCUUGUCUUCUUAUUUAUAUAAAUAUAGGAUUUAUAAGAAUUUUUCAAUUUUUUUUUUAUUAUUAUAUAUUAUUACAAAUAUGUAUAUGACGUAUUCAUACUAUUACGAUUUUUUUUUUUUGUCUCUUCGAACACAUUAUACGACUUUUGCAAAUUAUUUUAUUUUUAUUUACUUUAAAAGAUAUAGCUACGCCAACGUUCCGGGCGAGACUAUUAUAUUAUUAUUAUUAUUUAUUACUAUUAUUAUUAUUAUUAACAAAGUGCGGAUUUAUUUUGUUUUUUUCUGUUAUCGGACUAUUUAGAAAUAUUUAAAAAAAAAAAAACCAAGCGAUAGACAUUGUAAAUAUUAAUAAUUAAUAUUUUUUAACGUUAAUGUAGUUAUUUAUUAAGGCUAUUUAUUCGGUUUCGCCGUUAGUCGACCGAGACACGGGUUAUAGCCAACAACUAGUAUGUAAUAUUAUAAUAUAGUAGACUAUUUAUUUUAUGUUAUUAAGACUUUUGUUUUUCUUCGAAAAUUCGUCAUUUUUUUUUCUUUUAGCAACUUCUUAAUAUACAAUAUUAUACGUGUAAUAAUUUAAAAAAUAUAUCUUUCAUUAUAAUUUCUACACAUGUAGUAGUUUAUCGUAUAGAGUUGUGCACAAAUUGGAAUAAGAAAAAAUAUAUAAAUC